AGGACGAAAAGAAAGAGGAGGCUGAACCAGAUAGACCGUUCGAUAAGAUAUUACUAGUGGAGUCCAAGGAGACGUGUUUGCAGCUGGCGAGCAUUCCUCAAAGGUUGAUGUCACUAGCGCCGUGUCUCACUGUUGAUACGACUUGAUUGCAUGCUUGUUGAUACGACUUCUAUAUUUUUUGUGGUUAUUGUUUUUUUGGUAGAAAACCUAACGAAUUAUUUGCAGAAGAUUUGCUAGAUUAUUUUUCGAGAUAGUUUCACACAUUUGACAUUUUGGUCAGACAUAAGCCUAAAGCUCAAGUUCGACAUGUUUCCUGUUUUUUCACCAUUCAAUUUUUUUGUUGAGUUUCUAUCAACCUCUAAGUCUAGCUUAUCUGAUUGUGGUGUACUCACAUUUACGUAGUCGGGGUUGGUUCUUUCUUUUCACGAGAGGUAUCAUGUAUAAUAUUUCACAGUGAUUCAAAUCAGAUGGAAAAAUGAAGACGUGAAUGAAUUGCACGAUGCAUGUCGGGUCCUGCACAGAGGGGGGUAGCAGCAGCAGCAGCUCGCGCCCCCUUGCAGGUAGGCCCUUGCAGGUAGGCGCUCUUUUGACGUACCCCUUGCAGGUAGGCCUCAAAGGUGAUCCGAGCUCAUUCCAUUCAUCGUGCGAAGCGUUCUCGUCAUGCAUGAGAAAAUGGGAGAAGAAGAGCAGGGGUCCUCUGCAUAUAGCAGAUAACUUGAUAUGGGCGUUGAAUCAUGGUCCAGAUAGAGGUCGAAGUCCUGGCAAGGUGAAGAGCAGGCGCGACGAGAACAAAGCGUGUGACAGACGAGAUCAGCGCGACGAGGAAUGGGACGAUACCGAUCAUGAUCGUUUACUGUGGAGUAAUUCGCAACGGGCAACUAAUCACGCUGAGAUAGAAGAUCAAUGUGCAAAAAUAGAAUUGAGAGCAUCCACGGAUUCGAGUCGCAUGGAUCGACGAAGCAUACUAUCGGCAAGAAGGAGAGGCGAGGGGGAACGUCAUGAAGCAGAAGAGUCAGCACCGACGUCCGAUCAGCAGCAUCGUGCGACUCGACAGGAGCACGUCAUCAAGGCACCAAAAUUUUCCUGCAUGCACCAGCUUCCGAGGCAUAGGAGAAAGAGACCAGGAUCUUCAGUCUUUUGUAGAGGUCAUGGGGAAGAGACUCGAUUUUGCAAGCUGCAGGAGACAGAAGCAGAAGAAGAUGCGCAAACGAGAGCGGCUUUGACGGCUUCUCCCGAUCGAGUGGCGUGCGAAAGGAGAGCGGCAUCUGUAGAGAAACUACCGGGACGAGGCAGUGCUAGUACAAGUGUCUUGUCUGUUGAAAACGAAGAAAGAGUAGCUAGAAACGCAGAGCGGUUGUCAGACACGUUUCAUGAGUACUUGGCGUCGGGGCUAACGUUUUCGGAGACGGUUUUCGCGCGUUGGCCUGCAAUGCGACUCUGGACACGAUGUAGGAGAAAACGCAGAGAAAAACAAGUGGUGCGCGCGUCUUUCAUAUCGUGUGACGUCACGACCACUCCAACACGGUCGUGGACUUGCAUUAAUACGCGCGAGGACCUUGUUGAUACAACAAGGGACACCUCAACAUCACUAGUAGAGCGUGCCAAGCCUCCCUCCUCGAGAAUACAAAAGCCAAGAAAAAGUAGACCACCCCUAGGUACAAGCACCAGCUGUAGAAGGAAUUUUUGGAGUAUGCUGUUCCUUGCCAUAUUGGUGCACUUGUUCGGGCUGGAAUCCAUGCUAGAUUGGUCACCAUUAGAUGGGCGGAAGGCGUGGACGAGAAAAGCAGAUUACUACAGUAACAAUAUGAGUAGAAGACUGGGUGCUUCUUCAGAGCGUGGCUCUGUGGGCAUGAUCAGCGUCCAAAGAAAGCAACCACGGAGGAAUUGUAGUUCUCUGGGCGGCAUAGGCGACGGAGGAACACAGUCCCUUCUUAGGCAUCGUGGGGAUGAUCCAUGUAGAAGUGGUGCAUCCUCCGCGAUAGGAGAAGUAGAGGAGUGGUCGGCACGACCACCAAGAACAUCUUCUUUCUCACAUACUAGUAGAGGCACUGCUACAGGUGGGAUUUUGUUUGCACAGGCUUUCGAUAUCGUUACGGUGUCGCAUCGAGCGCAAGUGGUGCAGGUGAAUGUAGAGGAGACGUGUCCCUGCGCUGAUGUGGCUUUGCCGUGUUACGAUCAGAGCGCUGGAGAGGGAGAGCCGCAGUGCAUGGCACCGAUUUUUACAGCCUCAGAAAUCGCCGAGUCUGCCUCGAACGGUCAAACGCUACUGCGGUGUGGAACGCUGCUUGAUUUAUGAGUGGUUGCUUUGUUCUCCUGAAUUUAGCUGAUAGUAUGUCUCGUCUUGAUUUCACUAGAAUUUCGAGUCUUGAUAGAAUUGUCGAAGAACUAUAGGAGAUGGAUCUAUCUUUUCUUUGCACAUUAUUUUUCGCCUUCUAAGUCCUUGCGUAGAGGUUAAACUAGUUUCCGAGAACCAGCAGAAGAGUCUCGUUCCGAAGCAGCUGCUGGAGCGCAGUCGUCUGUCGCAGUUUCGCUUCGAGACGGCACCUGUUUUAGACAGCUACGGCAUUCCUACGACGCAGAAAAACAGGAUCGAGUACAGCCGGUGGACCUACAUAGGCUGCUUCUCGGCGCAGGUGAAAGACCUUACCGCCGAUGCGACGAGUAGUCCGCCUGCACAGGCCUACGACCCGAACGCGUGCGUGCAGACUUGUACCGGCGAAGGCGGUUUACGGCGCACCGAGUACUACGAGAUGCAGCAAAGUGUGGUGAUUGGCAUUUCAGGCCUCUCGUGUGCUUGUAUCGUGGACAAGAUGACUGUUUUCACCGAGGCGCAGGACCAGUGCGAUAUCCCCUGCUUGCCGAGCUUCUCCAACGAGCUGUGUGGCGGCACUGGCGACGCGACGUCAAACCUGUGGGGUCUCUUCAUGGAAUACGAGUACCAGUCCUACGGGAGCUCGGGGGCGUACGACUAUGACACGAAAAAGUGUACUCACCCUCAGAAGAAGAUUACAGCUAGGAUUUAUUAUAAGUACUAGGACGAGUUCACGACUAGGAAUAUUAAAGUAGCUAAUUCCACCUCGGGACGUUCGUAUGAGUACAACACUUUUUCCUGUCAUAACGACGUGUGGCGGUACAUGUGGUACACAGUGGUGGUGAUCAAGGACUCGACGAUUCGUGCGGGCCAAACGAGCGGGUUUGCCGGGAACGUCAUCAUCGAGCCAGAACGAUACUACCUGCACUGCGCGAACGAGCAGGGACAGGCGGUUUUUCAGAAUCAGAUCCGGAUUGUCGGACAGCUGCUGUAUGGUAUUGUCUAUGAUAUCACUGGAAGCCGCCUCGCUGGUUUGAGCAUGCCUAGCAACGUCGGACGUACACCGGUGAUUAUGCAGAAUACCGAUGACAAGUGGAAUUACAAGCUGACGACGAUCGAGAUCGACGAGACCGAUCCCAUGUACCCAAAGCUGACGCAAGUAGGCCACGAUCUGAACGACGAGAAUCUGCAGAGCAUUGCGGGACUCUAUCGUGCGAACAGCCAGGCUCAGGAUAAUUUGGUACUAGUAUUUUAUAACACGUUAGAACUAGUAGAAGAAACAUGAUCGACAUAACUCUAGGAGACCGUUUACUGAGUCCUCGUUGCCUUCUGGAUGAGAAACGUCUUUCUCAUCAAAUACAUCUUUUGAUUGUCUUCGAUUGCAUUUCGUUUUCUCGAUUCCUCAAUAGUUAAUGUAGACUGGUCAUUUUUCUCAACUGAUACAUCUAUUCCCUCUGUCUUCCAGGUGUUCACUGGUGUCGCUUCUAUAGUUUCACGUGCUGACGUGCGGUCGUACGCAGUGACGCAAGUAGAUAAGAACGACAGGAGGUUGGAUCGCUUCUUUGUGUUCUCGAUGGAUGAGGACCCAACAACGGGAGGCUUGGCGCGCGUGAAGCUGAUUCAUCAGCAAGCGUUAGGCUUCAAAGGUCUACAACUGUACAGCAGUACUCAGUACGGCACGAUAUCUGCGGUGGGGCCGAUCAAUGGCGACAUGAUGUACGUUGUUUUAGGUUAUCUGUUCGCAGAUUCCUCGGGCACGACGCGGUGGCACAGCUACUAUGACGAGAGUAACAAAGCGACAGGGCGGUACUGGGCACAGGGGAUGAUCCGAACGUUUCAUGUGUACCCAGGUGGUGGCGCCAGUGGACCCAAGAAUAGCACUUUUUUGUCCUAUCGAAACUACCCAGAAUCGCCGAGCGCCGCACGCCCACGACUGGAGACCGCUUACUCGGUACUUCAAGUGAACAUGUACAGCGGAAGCUACGACAAGUGGUGCCAAGUCGAGGAGUGCGAAACGGGCACGCUGCAUAGAAGUAUCGAUCCCGAAGUACCCUAUGCCAAUCUCUUCAACGCGGAGGCCGGUUUUCCACUGACGCUGUCCGCGCCAAAGAUCGAGCACGCGCGGUUCACCAUCGAGGGUCUCUUUCUGCGCGUCGUCUUCAAUAUGGAGACCACGCGUGGCGCGAUCCCGAUUGACACGGAUGGAAACCGCUUGCCGGAUCGCCUGGAUCAGACCAAGGAUCGCUCUGGAGGUGCUAAGUUUGACUGUGCAGAGGUGCUAGUUCCAGCCACGGUUGCUCUGAUCGGCGAAUUUCCCGACACGAGUUGCGUGUGGAAAGACGAUACCAACGCUGGCGGUGGCGAGACGCUAGAGGUCGAGUUUGGGCCUACUAGUACACUGCAACUAGGAGACGAAAUCGAGCUUCUGGCGGAUCGUGUCUUCGCGAAGCCCGUCUGCAGCACGCCAGGCGACUUCAACACUUGCGAAUUCUCGCCGGCCGCUGUCGGUGAGGGUGCGGUUGUGUCCUUGCCGAACCCGUUGCUUCCGCCGGUCGUGAGUGUAGUACCCAAAGACGGCACAUUUAGUUGAGGCUUGAUCAUACAAUUCAUUAUCAUUUCCAACGGUCUGUUAUUUUCUUCUGUUUUCUUCUGGGGAUUCCCUCAUUUUCAUCCUAAGUAGGUUAGUCGCUCCAAUCAGUCUCUUUCUGGGGAUUCUGCGAGAAAUGAAGAGAAGAAAUAAAUUGCUUUGUGCUCUUCUAAGUCAACAUCGACAGUUGCGGUUCUAUCACGCUGAAGGCGGAUGAGACCAAGCGCACAGGUGGAUCCGCGUCUUACGCCUGGUCACUGGACGACGCGGGUGGUACGCCCUACGUGUCGCUGAAUACGGUGAGUACGGCAAUGAACAUGACAAAAUACGCGCUUUUGCAGCAAACCAUGGCUACGACGACAGGAGGAACGCUCUACAUUUGCGUAGCGUGCAUGCCGCAAGGAUUUCGGUACCAUUAUUCUAUUAAGUUGUAUCUCAACAAUCAUAUGUUUGAUGUUCAUAAUAGAGGAUUCAUGUUCAUAAUAGAGGAUUUUUCAUCUGAAAAUUUUGAACCUUGAUGUGACUGUAGCGGCAGGAACUAAACCUCAAACAUAAGUCUAGGCUUCCCACAUGUCCCGUACUUUUUACUCCGAGUGAAUACUUGUUAUUGUUUCCGUCCCAGGUACAACAUGAAAGUAGCAGUGACCUCUCGCUGGGGUCUCACUUCGGAGCUUCAAUUCGUGGUCGAGAAAGCUGACUACCCUGCGCCGACAAUUCGUACCGGUUCGUGGUCUUCCGCGACAACGCGACAGGCAUCGCAUGGCAUUCGCAUUGAUACCGAGAUUCGUCAAUCUGAAUGCGCAGUCGGAGACCAGCAACUAGCUUGCAGCUGGGAAUGCGAGUCUCACAAUCCGGACUGGACACCCGAAGGAGUGACAACGACGAUGGAAUGUGGCAACGACGUCUUUGAGCCAGCUAAACUUUCGUUUCCAGUCUUCGGACAAACCUUGCUGAUCCCACGAUACACGUUGACGCCACCCACGUACUCGGCAGACGACAUGGCGGCUGGGAUUCAGAAGUUUCACGAAUAUCGAUUUCGCAUAGUCUGUGUGGUAGUGCAGAGUGCGACGGACGUCACAACGCAAGCGGACCAGCAGCAGGGACAGAACGCAGCGGAAACUGUCAUUAUCAGGGUGGAGCGGUACUAUGAUUUUGAAUACUCUUCAAGAUGUAGAGUUCGUGCGUAUGUCAACAUAGCAAGAACUGGUCGUAGUCUUGCAUCUUGAUUUUCGUUUUAAAUGAUUGUCCGAAUUAUAUAAAUAUAAGUUUGACUCUACAAACACAAACUACAUCUGCCAGGGCCGAACUGAAGGUGAUCAUGUUUCCUUCUGGUACUGAAUUUCCGCAAAAAGCGACGACCGCUGCUAUGAAUGCCCGAUUCACUAUGGAUCCCGAUCGAGAAGAGGUUUAUUCUUGCUUGAUCGAUCCUGGUAGUUUAGCGUGUUCAACCUUACCGGAUUUUGGCGAGACGGGUAGCUACACUUUUCAGUGCUGGAAGGUUACUCCUGCCAUCAUUGCGGCACAGCAGGCGCAACCCUCAGACGUGCCAGAUGGCGCAACUCUGUGUCCUGGCGACAAUUUUCUGGUGAAGGACACGAACAGCGUGUGCGAAUCCGGCACGGAGGUGCCGGACUCGGCGACGUGCGAGCAAGCGGCAACGGAGUGUGGCCCUUACACGUGGAGCAGUGAGGAUCCAAACAGCAACAGCGAAAUCGGUGGUUGUUACUACCGCACAGCAGAAAACGACGUUCAGUACAACGGCUUCGGCAUCCUGACGCAGGCAGCUUCUGGUCUAGCCGACAGACGAUUAAGACUUGAAGCAUUUCAUAUUUGUACGCUGUAUUGGACAUCACAUUUGAAGGAGAAAUGUGUCAAAUAUGUGAGACAAAUAUGAAUUCUUUCAACCUUCAAGACGACCGAUCUGCUUCUACAUUCCGACGACGAUGAUCACGACGACCACAGUGAUGGGCACGACCCAGGUGACCUCGACCGGGACGGUGAUGUCACCGUGUUUUACGUUGCAGCUAGGUCCGAAUGCCAGUCCGAACGGUGUGUACCAAACCCUGACCAAUGGGAAUAUCGAUAAUUGGAAGCUGCGAGACUACAAACUCGAAGACAUUUGCACACAGAAAGGCGGUGAAAACGUCGCGAAAUUGGAUAUCGGGUACUACUACUUCUACUACUUACACUAUCACGUGGAGAACUCCACAAUUUAAAUGAUAGAUGGUAGUACAGAGAAUUGGAACGCCUGAAAAUAUCAGGUACAACUACCUGAUUAACCAAGUGACGUUUCGUGGUGGUGAUCCUGACGCCGUGCCGCCGGUUCUGCCGGACUGCUACUGCUACUAUUCUGAGGGUCUUUUGCUGAUUGAUACGUCGAAGAUGAUGCUCACCACUGGGGACGAGUACUACACGUUCCAAGUGACCGCCAGCCACGACGAUGGUCGCUCUGGCAGCGCGAGUGCUGAUAUCGACGUCGUUGAUCGACCGGUGCUGCAAGUUUUUUUGCGUGAGGAUCGCUGGGAUCCAGCCUUGGCGCAGUUGCCAUUGACAAGUGUUUACACGGAUGUGGUCUUGGAGGGCACAACGAGCAAAGACCCGCAAUUCGAAGGGGCACUAGAAAGCUACAGAUGGGAAAUCUUUAAAAAGCAGAGCGGAGGCAACGAAUUCGUCACGGAGUGGAAGAACGAAACAAGCAGUUUCACGUAUUCAUUUUGACAACUUAGUAGGACGUAGAGAAGAAAGCGCCCGACGGAUUCAUGAUGGUCUAGACGAGAGUGAAAAUGGGAAAGCAGAAGUUUGAAUUUGAGGUUUAAACCCCUCCUGUUAGCUUUUUGUUCUCUUCGAUGAAUGUAUCUAUAGCACGAGGAGCCUAUUACUGUCACUCGUGUUUUCAUGACCAUCAUGAAUCUCAUACUCAGGUGGAAUGAUCCCAACAUAAUCGAGUGGGACCCGACACGCACUAGCCGACUCAUUUUCCACCUCGAUCCCACGUCCUCUGAGCGGCCACUCUCGACACAGUUGCAGAAGAGCACCAGUUAUAAGAUCGUGCUACACGUUACUGCUCAAGUUACUGCUGGGCAAUACGCGGGAACGUACUUCGGCAAAGCGCAAAAGAUUAUCCACACUGCGCCAGGGCCCCCAAUUCGUGGAGGCUUUACGGUGAUGCCAGACCAGUACACCUUUCCCGACGACUUGCUGACGAGUGCUGACUUUGGAAGGAUAGUGCACUCAAGGUAACUUAGUUGCUCUCGCUUAGGGUUUGACGAGCACAAGAACUUCUAGUUUUUCAUUUUAUGUGGACUUCGUUUUUACCGUUACAGCAAUUACUAUCAAAUAAAUGCUUGUCGUACAUGAUCUACAUCCAUGACAAAAAAAGCAAAUGAAGUACCCUCCAUUGUUUCAUGCGCAUCUACUAUGUCUACUUCCCAAAUUCAGCGUAAUGACGUACGAGUUUGAUGCGCCGCAGUGGCGAGCAGAUUCAUCUGGAGGAACUAGUACGAUGGACGCCGAUUUAACGUACUCCUUCGGCUUCACGCCUGUGUCAAAGGAUGGCGUUGCAAGCGCAACAAUCUGGCAAACCGAAGAUCAAUCAAGUACUACUUUAUAAUCAGAGUUUCUACCGCUACAGCUAUUCAGUUCUCCCGCAGUUUGUAGAAGUUGUGAACGACGAAAUAGAAUUAUGAUGGAUUAAGUACUUUAAGUGGACUAUUUCCAUCUCCAUGCAGGAGUUCCACAACUUUAUUCACUUAGCCCUCAGAAGACUCAAGAACAUUACCAAUGAGUUCAGUGAGUACUUGUUCACAACGUGUCAAACAUUCCUUGGCAUCAGGUACACACUUCGAGAUCUCAGCGCACCAGAUCACGUACGAUGGACAGGAGACGCUGAUCGCGAAUCUGAAGGUUUGUACCGUGUACAAGGUCUGCGCCAGCUCUGAGGCCACUCUGUCCAUGAAUUUCAACGAUGAGGCUACCUAUGAGGAGAUCAAAUACGCACUCUUAUUAAGGCUUGAGGAAAUCCAUCUUCGUCUUCCCCAACGAGCAUCUGCGGCCUGUUCUUCAAGGGCCUACAGGGAGCACUGAAAUGUUCACUAAGUUGGAUUUCGGCUAGUUCUAACUCAAGGCGAUGGCGAAAGCGCGAUCGACCCCCAGCGCGUUGUCGCUGCCCAAAUCACAGCGGACGGUAUUCAGAACAAGCUGACAGCGGACCAAUACGAUGAACUGCAAACGGAUUUUCGAAACUCAGUGAAAAGGUUUGACUAUGGUGGGAUGGACCAAGCCGAAUUAGGGUCUGCCUUGCAAGCAACCUCAGGCGCAGCUGGGAGCUUGCAGGAUAUCGACGAUACCAGCACAAAAAACGCGGAAAUCAGCGAUCUGUUGGAUGCAAUGGGGAAUGGACUGGUAUAUUUCAAUUAUAGAAGUCGAGAAGCAAGUCGUCGUGAGGAAUUUCUUGUUGAUAUUCUUCUGAUUCCUCUUCCUCUUCCUACACCUACUGUAGGAAAUCCUGUUUCAGCUAAUAAAAGUGUUCAUAUCGUCCUCCCGUGGUCUAUAUCAAUAAUUUCGUUUUCAACCUCCAGUACCAGAAUGAUCUUUAUUCCAACCACGCACCAGGAUGCUUUUUUGACCGAGCCAACCGCCGACGGCGCCAGCGCGAUCUUCAGUGCGUUCUCGAGUGUUAUUGCAGGUACUUUGGGCCAGAGUGCGAACGCCGGAACAGGACGACGACUUGAGGUAGUCAAGCUUCUUGCAGAUUAUGAGGUAGAAUUCGGCGAGGACAUUCUUGAGACGUUAGAAAACGCUGUCUCUCGAGAGGAGGAAGAAACGCGGCGCAAGCUGGCAGUAGAGACCGAACACGCUGCUGAGCGAGUCCGUGCUGAAGCGGAGGGACACGAAGCAAGUCACGUUAUUGUCGAAGAACAGAAUCCUCAUGCAGUAGACCAUGACCACUCAACAGAGGGCGGCGAAGAAGAAGACCCCAACGCGGUUCGGACCGAGAGUAUUCGAGAGUUACAGGCGGAACUCGGGAAUGUGCUUACGCCUACGGAGAUUGCGGACCUCUUCGGCGGACAAAAAGGAGUUUCGAGGGAGAUUUUCGUCGAGAAAGCGGGCCAAAAAGGAACAGGAUCCAUCGAGCGGGGGCCUCCUACUACGGGAUCGGGAGCUACAACUACUUCAUCUUCUAGUGCUAGUUCUUCCUACCUGCGACAAGAAAAGCGUAUGAGCGAGAAAUACGGGCGUCGAUAUUCGAGACGCGAGUUCGAGAAGCGCUUGCGUAUUCUGAAACGCUUGGACAGCCUGAACUACUACAUUCCAGCGUCCGUGGCUGGCGGCGCGAUGCUAGGCAGAAAAGUCUGGGAGAAGUUUCGCAAAACAGGGCCGUCGCUCUACGGCGGAGUGCCGGGAUCCUAUCUGGUCUCGAGUUCGCAGAUGCUGGCCUUGGAUCGCAAAGAGCGGGUUCUAGGCGAGUUCGGGUCGCCUCUUGUGACUCACCGGCCGCGAAGGCGAAAAGGGGAAAACCACGAACAUCCGGGACCUAGAAACCUGCUAGUGGAGAUAAAGCCCGAGUACAUGAAAGAAUGGAGACGACUCGACGCCACGCGCAGGCUCGAGGGGCAGCAGACUGCUGGAGGUACGAUACCGCUCAAUCCAACAGGGCGCCAUCGUGCAGACCAGCACUCUCGUAGUACAACAAUGUCCAGCACCAGCUCAACGAGAUGCGAGUUUUGUGGCGUGUAUCAUACGCCGUUCGCCCUCACGGACUCCAUCACAGGCGAGUACAAGCCCUACUCCGCGUACGACGAGAGAGACAUGAAAUACCUGUUGGAGAAGCGUGCAAGAGGUGGCUCGUCUUUGCAGAAGAACAAGGGGACGCCAAGCGGAGUGUUCACGAUUACGUGGAAUCGCACUCAUUCGCUGUACCAAGUCGUGGACGUGAAAAGACGGAAAAUCGUCGCACAAACAACGAACACCAUGUUAUGGCAUCCCCUGAUCCAUUUUCCGAAGCAUAUUGGAGACGUUUUCAGGGGAAAAAAGUCUCCGGAUGGACUUGGAGAUGGAUUAGGGUGAGCUCUAACCAUGGCAACGCGGGACGGUCGCAGAGUUAGGUUAUUGAGUCACGAGGAACGGCUGCGGCAACUUCUAGGUGAGAACGGGGCCGCAACGGAGACGGACGCAACGACGCCAGGUGCUUCAUCUAGUAGUCCACUAGAGUCUCUGCUGUCGCUAUUUGGUCAUCGCGCAAGCGAGCAGGAAGACGCGAGCGGAGCACAGCAGCGCAGUCUCUCUGCAACGGGGAUACCAUCAGAGGGGAGCUCGGCGACAUCAUCAAUGGGACAUGAGACUACGGAGCAAGACAUUGCGGCACAACAACGCCGGGCUGUCGCAGCCGUCGCUGGAGUUGCACAUCAGGAGGUUGUACACCGAGCGACAGGUCAUGAUGUUCCUAUCUUGCUCGGUAAGCCAGAAGCGCUGGAGUGGUACCCAAAUUUUGUUCGCGUGAAAGCCGUUCCGACCGUGAUUCACGGCUGCCCGUCGUCCUUCUGCGACGACGUCGGCCUCUUGUGCUUGACGGCGUCGGAUCGCGCGCGCGACGUUGGUGGUCCGCUCUUCGGCAAGGAGCGAGCCAGGUGGCAAUGCUGCGACCGUGCCAAUAGCGAGACGCUCUGCAAUCGACCGCCCUGCUGGUUUCGGCAAAAAUGCCCGUUGCCGGAGGACGAAGUACGCGCACAGUUCGACAGGAAGCAGGGACAGCAGUUGCGACGCCUUCGCAUGGAUGUGGACCGUCAGCGUAGUCAGCGCCGCUUGCAGCAGUCCUCGUCAACGGAUUCCAGUACUAGUCAGCGCCUUGGCCUAGGUGGACCGGACCAGCGGUUGUCGGGUUCUUCGGUGAGCCGCGUCCUAGAAGCCCGCGAGGCUCGCAUGCGUCGGCUCGAGGACGCGUUGUUUGCACAGGAGUACCAGCAGCACGAGCUCGCCCGCUGCAGCGUGGAGGACACCUGGUUUCGACGCUGGAUGAGUGACGAAUUCGAGAGGAACACUACUGUGGGCCGCAUGUCGCAACGGCUGAACUGGACCGAGAGCACCGCGCCCUUCUCGUUUGCGGACCGCGCGCGCGCCUACGAACUGUACCACCGCAACCCGUUCAGGCAGCUGCAGAUGGCUAACGCUCUCGUCGUGGAUCCAAGCGUUUCGGAUGAAGAAGCGCGAAUCGCGUUCGUGGAAAAACACGAACAGCCGCUACUGCGCGACGCACGGCGCAUCAACCUGCAGAACGAGCUGGCAUUGGCGUCGGGGGUGCUAGUAGACGCCAAGCGCGAAAUCGAGUACGAGAGUUUUGAUCCUAUGACGGCCGCGCAGCUGAAAAACGACGAUGCAUUGAAGUUGCAGGCGCAGAGACGGAUUGAGAUGGACACGAGGCGGAACAUUUCCCAGGCGUUGACGCGAUUGAGCAUCUUUCGAGAUCGGACAGUGCGUAGCCUGAUUCCCACGCUAGUCACGAACGCGCGCUCUCCUCUGAGCUACGACAUGGAUAUGUUCGUCAUGGACAUCGGGAAAGUGACCAACAUGAGUGCCGUUACAACCGCCUUCCAGUUUCCGUCCGAGUUCAUCGUGCCUCCAGAUUCCCCCGAUGAGCCUACGCUGACGAACCCAGUGACCGCUUUAGCGUACCAGUUCAUUCGCUACAAGACGAACAUCUACUACUGGAGUCCCUCGAACCCAGCGAGUCAGGAGAGCGCAGUGAUCACUCUCCUGAUGUUCUACGCGAGCGCAGAGGAGUAUCCAGUGUGCAUGGAAGGGCCAGGCUGUAACCCUGGGUCAGACCCUAUUCGCGUUUUUGCCGAUUACCACGUGUAUUCUAGUGGCCAGUGUCUCAUCUGGGAUCGCUUCUACCCGGACACGGCGGGCGGCGCCUGGAACGGUCGCGACAUCAUCAACGACGGCAAUGGCUGUCUCACGUUGUCGCUGGGAGACAUCGGAUUUUUCAUCGACGGACGGCCCUCGCACAUCCUCUCGCUCACAGAAGCGCCGAUCUUCAACCGCAGCACCUUGGUGUCGAAUACGAAGCUGGCGCCCUUCGCGAUUCUGAUCAUGUUGCUGACCGUAAACUGGAUCCUAGUUUUUCUUGGGUAUAAGCAGGACGAGCGAAUCCGCAUCGACCAGCGCAUGGGCAAGCUGCCGUACAUGAAUUACAACCUUGACGGUGACGGCAUUCACACGCCGUUGACCACUGAAGACCCGAUUUCUUACAAGCACGCGGAGGACCGCAACCAGCUGCUGGUGAACACGUUCUGGAACGUGCUGAAGCGCGAACACGUGUGGUUGGCGCCGCUGUUCUACCACGAGACUUUCACGCGCCCGCAGCGGCUGCUCUGCAUGAUGGCGUUGAUUCAGGGCUUAUUAGCUUUGAAUGCGGCUGUGUAUGGCAAUCCGAUGACAGUGAUGAGCUCGGACCACGUCGUCGUAGCGGGAAUACUGAGCGCGCUUUUGAUGUUUCCAGUGUAUUGCGUUUUGCUCAUGCUCUUCGGGCAAAGGCCGCAGCAGGUGAAACGACGCAUGAUCAAACGGCGGGCGAUGAAUCGCGAUCUAGACUUGAUCAACAAAGAGAAAGAGCGCUUGAUUGCGCAGAGCUCAAUGUUGCCACCGCACGCACUGACUGGAGGGCCGAACCAGCUGCCGGUCGGAGGUCUCGCGCGACAAAACGAGUCCUUGAGCUUGUUGGCGCUGCCACCACCGAUUGCAGCUGCUCCCGGCACAGCUGCGGCUGCGGUCGGCGGCGGCUACGGCGGCGUACGUGGGCAAUUGGCGCUGCCGGGACCCGCUGGCGGCAUGAAUCCACCGGCACCCAAGUAUCCACCACCGCCAGGCUACGCGAAGGCGUUGCCGCCACCACAGGACCUGCUCCCGCCGAUCUACUUCGGGAAAGCCGGCAUGCCCCAGCUUCCUGCACUCCCGUCGUUCGAUCCACAGCCCAAAGCCCGGACGCCGCCGCAGAGCGCGACCGCGCCGGGUGGGUUUUAUGGCGGGCAGCAGGCGCUAAUGGCGUCCAGCAACAUCGAAGGUGCGCACCAGGGACACGGCGGUGGGACCCCGCUCGGCGGGAUGAGAGCGAUCAGUCCGCGCGUGGCGAGUCAGCCUCCGCCACCCGCAUUCUUGACCGGUGGAACGCCUACUCCGUCUCCGCCAGAUGGAAGCCCAGCGUCGGGACUGUCCACGAUGAGAUCGACCACAGGGGGCGGCGGGCCGCUGCCACCACCGCCCGUGACUCGUCCGCCUGCAGGCCCGCCAGGGAAGCCGUCAGGCAUACCACCACGACCUCCGCGAAGCUUCGAAGGCUCACACAACACAUGUGACGCGUGCUCCUCAUCGCCAACCACAUCUGAAGCAUCUUCGAGUGGAGGACCGUUGGCGUCUUCUAUAAACAUGAUUGGUGGUUCCGAUGUUCGUGUUACUUCUACGAGUAGGCAGGUGGACGCGCGUUCAGCCACAUCAGACAAUCAGCGGAUCUUCACGUCGUCAGAGCGGAGUCAGAUCAGGGGCACUACUAGCAGAGAGAGUCAUAAAAUGGUCCAUGAUCAUAGUCUGAAUAUCGAGAGCGACGAUGAUGACGCUUUUCUCAGCAGCGAUGACACAGUGAGGAACGAUCAUGAUAGACCAUCAUAUCUCGGGAACACGAGAAGUUCGAGGAUAAAUCGAAGCCACCAGCAGGACCUCGAGGGAGGCACGUCACGUGGAAGUGCUGUCCGCGCGCCGCGACCAAAUCGGCGGACCCGCAGCCCCCGGACUGACCAGCAUGAAACAGCUUCAGCGGACGAGUCGGCCCAGAGAACAACUCAUCGACACCAGCACCGUCGGAGGAUAUCAAACGUAGAUGUUGACGAGAUAGAAUUUGAGAUAGACCAGAUAGGAGAAGAUCAGCAAGAUUCACAGGAGAAUGAGUCGGGCACCUACGACGCGCAAGAACAGCUCGCUUGGGAUCUUGAUGAGGAAAUGGUGGAUCACGAUCACCCUUCGAACAAUCAGAUGAUGGUUGACCGUGAGGAAACUGAAGGUCCAGGGUGGACGUCAGCAGUUUUUAAAGAAGGGGAGCACGAAAUGCCACCGCCGCCCCCGCCGUCAGGUAGUUUAGGAAAGACUGAAUGCUAGAGUAGUAGUUUUACUACAUGUUGCCCAUAAAAAUUAUGAGGAUUCAUUGAAGAGAUUAAUUAUGUAAAAAAAUCAGCUUGACAGCUUGUAGUUCUCACUGCACGAAGGAACUCACGAAGGAGAGAGUUCACAAGUGCAUCAACACUGUUUAUCCAGGUCCUCCUGGCGCGAGUAGUGGAUUCGAUGCUAGGCCUCCACCACCGCCACGGCCUCCGAAUCUGAAUUUGUCUGGCAUGCCACCUUCUAGUAGCGGCUUUGGAAAUUUCGAGCCCAAAACACCUUCGAUGCCGCCGCCAAGCACCCGCGGCUUUAUGCCAGCAACACCGAAGGGGAUGCCACCGGUGAUUCCGUUUGGGACCAUGCGCCCGGACACUUUGAUACAGCGUGGUCAGCCACCUGCGUUUCAUCCCGCGCCCUUCAAAAUGCCUCCGCCUCCAGGCAUGGCCGGAGCUCGUCCAGGACCACCGCCUCCCGGACCAGCGGCACCGGGUACAGGCUACGAGUUAGCGCUCCUCGGUUCUACUACAGGUGGUGACGGAGGUGGCUUUCCGGGACUACCUGGUAGCUUCGCGCCAGGAAUGCCGCCCGGCCUGCCAGGUAACUAUAAUUUUUUAGGUUAACAACUUUGUGUUGAGGUCAAUAGUUUACAGCUUCUCUCGUUGUUCUAGCGAGACGAGGUGCUCUACUCCCUUUUUACUUUUAUUUAAUUUGUGGUAGUUGUAAACGAGGGCUGCAGAGAUGAGAAUACCUAGUUAAUAGGAAGAAAUGUUGAAUUUCCUUCAGGCCCAAUGAGUGCUGGUGUGCCGCUGCCGCCGCCUCCACCGAGAGAAGACGACAGCGCGUUUGUGCGCCGCGUGCGGCUGAUUUACAUGGACCGCGUGAUGCGUGAACACCAGAAACAGGAGUUGCUAGAAGUGGAAGCUGUCGGUCGACCAGUUCCGAACUGGGUUUUCAACCUUUCCACUGUGAUGCCGUACGUUACGACGGCCACGUUCGUUCUAGGCUGUAUUUGCGUCAUUUUGAUCUACAGUCUGAAGUUCGAUAGCGUCCAAGAGAGCCAUUGGUACCAAGCGUCUCUUGUGGGGCUGAUGAUGGUCGUUUUCCUGUUGGACAUCAUUCGGGCAGCAGUGAUUACGGUAGUGGAAUUGCGGAAGUUCGAGAUCCGCAAGCGAAGUCGUGCGGGGGACUUUGUGGUGAGAAAAGUCCAGAAGCAGGAUCCGGACGGACUGCCUUCCGUUCUAAAGCCUAAGCCGAAGCAUCGACCCAUGUCGACUCCAGCAGUGCCGAAAGUAGCGCCGAAGUUCAACAACAUGGAACGACCGAGAUUCCUGCCAGAACCAGGCGCACCAGAACUCAUGAUGGGAGGAACCUAUGGUAUUUAGAAUCUUUGACUGCACUCUAUUUCGCCAUGGCCUUUCAUCAUGCUCCUUCUAGUUCUAUUUUCGCAAUGAAGUAGAAGUUCUAACGAGAACGUUUUUCUAGUGACCAAAUUUUCCAGUAGUAGAUCUUGUUUUUCGUCGUCCCAUAUGAAGGGGAGAGUAUCCUCAAUUUUGUAUUUUUUUUUUGACCCAUUUUUUGCUUUGAAUCUCGGCCCUAAAUACUAUGCGGGACUAUGUCCAAAUUUCCAAUUUUCGCUUCUUUUGUGCUUCCCCGACUGCAGAAGGGGAGGACUCACAAAUUUAUAGAAUAAGCUUCUUUUGUGCUUCCCCAAAUGCGUGGGGAGAGCCUGCUCAAAUUUGUAUUCUGGGCUUCUUUUGUGCUUUGGAUCUCUCCUGAUUUCUACUGAAAAAUGAAUACUGACUACUACUGAAAAAAUAUUACAGAUUUGUACCAAAAAACUACCACUUUGCUACAGCAAUCGCAUUUUACAACUACUCUAUCAGAAUCCUCUUUCCGAUCUGGUCCGGUCGGAGCUCCGCCACCAGCACCGAUGUUACCUCCGCCAGGAACGCCAGGUCGCAGGACGCCGCCACCGGCUGCACCGCCAGGAGCGCGCACGCCGCCCGCUCCGGGAACGCCGGUACGUCGCACGCCACCAGGGGGACGCGGGCCAGCUAAUAUACCCUUUGGACAGUUAAGGCCAUUUGAUUAGAAGACUUUUAGAGCAGCCAUAAGAAGUAGCCUUGCAACAUUUUAGAGCGAGGACCUCUACUCUUUCUUUGGGAAUAUGUAUCUCGACUCUUUCUCAGCACUGGAGAAAGAAGGUGCACCAGCACAACAAAGUAGACGCUUUUUAAGAUAAAUUUGAGAAAAAGAAGAGGGAUUAUAAUAAAUAUGGGAUUUCUAUUCUACUUGUACUAUGACCUCUUUCUCUACUUGCUUCUAACAAGAGCUUCUCCUGCUGGUCGCAUGCCCGGCGGUGCAUUUAAUGGCGAAACAAGUCCUGCGCAAUCGGUUAGAAGCAAUUUGAGCCAGACCUUGGCGGAUCGACGGGCACAGAGUGGAACGGGACCAAUGCCGCCAAUGAGCCGGCCACCAGCCCCGCCACCGCAGACACGAAGUCCGCGUGUGACUACGCCGCUAGCUGGACAGCGAGGUUCUCCGACUCCUAAUCGGACGCCACCGCGGACUCCACCGGGGGCGCAAUAGUUGUAACUACGUUGGCACGCCGUGCUAGGGCUGAAAGAUGAUUUUCUAUAUUGUAGUGUCAAUUUGUUCUGCACUACAAAUUCUUCUUGCUCCUGCAUAGAAGAAUUCAUCAUUAGAAAAGUAGUUUAAACGUAGACUAUUGAAUAUUUCAUUACGAAGAGGAAGAUAGGCAUCUUCGUACGUAGCAAUUGACGAUUUAAUGAAUAUGAUUGAACCAAGAAUUAUAGCAAUAUUAACCGACGAUCAGCUAUCCGUCAGAGUAUCUUCAGUUUGGUAGCGCAGUGGAAUAUACUUAUGUGAACCUUCGUCCAGAUCAAGAGGUCAUAGACAUAGUAUGGCAGACAGAAAUCUUAUGCUUUCGCUGCUUGAGACUCCUUAUGCCUCGUCUGGUUUAGAAUUAGAACUUCUAACUUUUCUUGGAAGAAGGUUCUAGAUUAUAAGUUGUGGCUCGUUUAGAAGUCAACACAGAGGAGUCAAGUGGCUGAGUCGUGCAUAGCGACAAUAAUCAUAAUGCAAUCACAAGAAAAUAGAUAUAGAAUAUAAAAAUAUCGUUUAGUUGUAGUUUCCGUACUUCUCAAUCAUGCAAGAUGAAAUAUCUAAUUCCUUUUUCUUUUCUGUGCAUCGAUUUGACAAAUAUAGAUGGCUUUAAAAGUGAAAAUAUUUGGAAGAAGAACGCGACAGUGUCGCGGCUGGUCGUCUGAUGCCAGUGAAGCAGUAGUAAUACCUUUUUAUAUUGAAGAUCUAUGUGUCUGGCUGGUGCAUCUAUUAGAGUUGUUAUUUUUUUGUUGAAACGGAGCGAGAAGCAACGUACAAAAUUAUGUUUUCAUUCUGAAAUUUAGUUACGUGACAUUGCUUAUAUCGAAACAAAAACAAUGAAGGCCUUUCUCGGCAAAGAAGAGGGAGGUCAGUUUUCUAAUUGAAAGUUGAACCGUCGACUUAGAAGACAAUCAAUGAAUCGUCGCAAAAGUCAGAAAUUAGAUCUAGUAGGUCGUUACUUUUACUACAGGCGGUAAGUGUAAGAUUACUUGUCAUUUGCAAGAAUGAAUAACUCGGAACAGGCAUAGAUACGUUGUUCUGAUGGAUUUUUCUUAUUGAUGCAGAACAGCAUGAGGAUAAAGAAAUCAAAAAUGAUUUUCGAGGAUCAGGAUUGUAGUCGGUAGAAAACGCCUCGCACAGGAGCCUCAGACGCAGAUACUCUUCGGCACUAGAAUGUGUUUUGUGAGGUACCGGCUCAGACAGAGAAGUCAAG
Messenger RNA from Amoebophrya sp. A25, 18879 nucleotides. The record is from the annotation of a GenBank genome assembly. Lineage: Eukaryota; Dinophyceae; Syndiniales; Amoebophryaceae.